UUGACGUUGUAUUUACUCACACAAAUUUCUUUGUAAUAUAGAAGUAAAUUGAAAAAUAUAUGUAUUAAAAAACAAAAUGUUGAAACAAUUUGAAAAACAAACACAGGGAGUGAUCAAAUACAUUUGGAUGAUGUAAAAUAAACGUUGAUGACUUGCAUAAGUCAAGAUGAAUAUUGAUUGAACCCAAUAGUGGGCGAGGAAAAACUGAACCAAGAUCAAACUUGCUUUUUGAUUCUUUUCUCCAAAUAAAUUUACAGCACAGACGCCAUAGUUUACAGAAACAAGACGAGGUCAAAACCUAGUUUAUGGCUGGACAUGGUCAAACCCUGGUUUUAUAACCACGACAUAGACUGACAAAAUCACAAUACACAUAAAUCAAAGACAGACUGUGCUAUGAUUUUAGCUAUGACCUAUAUUUGCUUGUAAAAUGAAAAUUAGUUUGUCUUGCACAAAGUGCACAGCCUCCUUCUGGGAUCCACAAUAGCUUUCAAUUACUGUGUUUUAGACUUUAACAGAGGCAAGCUUCUAUCAGAGGCCAGUCAUUAUUUCUAAUUCCCUCUGUCUGUUUUACUGCAUUACGUGUUCAUACAAACUCAACACUUCCUAUAAUCAUUUCAAAUAAAAAGCCCUCUAGUUUCAGUGGGUAGAAACCCUUUAUGUCUAAACAGAGCUUUUGUUGCUUUGCUGCAGUAAGCGUAAAGGCUCAUCUCUGGUUGCUUACAUGCUAUUCAGAUCUGCCAGUUUCUUUAGCAGUUACCGAUGACUUCUUUCUCUCCGUCCCUAAAUCUUGCAACAAAUGCACUAAAUUUGCAACACUGCAGGCUGUAAACAAAAAAAACUGCCUGCAACAAAUCACUAUGAAAGAUCAAGGUCCAAUGAGGACAUUUCAACUCAGUCACGUGGCAUUCGGCUGACCAGUUGUGGAAACAUGAUCAGUCAGUCAAUUAGUGACAUUCACCAUUAUAGGGCUGCGGUCCAACCAAAAGCACAUUUUCUCUGGUUGCAUGGUAUUUUGCACGGUAAAGCUGACAGUGGAGUACUAUAAAAACAUUUUUUUUGUGUGACGUGAUCUACUUUCCAUGUUACUGAAUCUUGUUUCCAGUCUUUAAGGAAACUAAGCUAACCAGCUGCUGCCUGUAGCCUUAGAUUUAAUGGACACUACAGAAAUCCUCUAUAGAAAUCCGAAUGUAAAAGAGAUGUUAUUAGUCCUUUGUGCAUCACCUCACAGAAACUUUUACGUAAUGAAUGUUCAAGCAGAGGUGCUGCAGUGCUGUGCUCAUUCAUUUUUAUUGAGCUUCCCUGUCAAGCAAUUAAGUUAUUUCAUUUCAAUUCAAUUUAUUUCAUUCUGCAGUUGUAUGUGUGAAGACCUCAGCAGUGCUGGAGGUGAGCGGCCAUGUUGAUGGAGAGGUCUCCAUCCAGUGCUCUGUUAGCUGGACCAAAGACAACAGCUCCGAACACAGCAACAUGUACUUCUGUAAAGGAGUCUGCUCCAGAGAAAACAUUCUCAUUCAGACUGAGAGGAAGAGGUCAGCCGUCACACGACGGGGGAGAUACAGCAUGGAGGUCGACAGAGGAGAUGGAGUCUUCAACGUGACCAUGAAGAAGCUGAAGAGGUCGGAUGCAGGGAGAUAUUGCUGUGGCGUGGGGAAAACCUUUAGUGUGCUGUACCAGGAGAUCAAUCUCAUAGUCCUAGAUGCUUCCACUGUUCCCCCUGGAUCUCCUCCCUCCACCACCACCCUGCAGACCGAAGCAGAAACUCUGCCCCAGGGCAGCUCUCAUUCCAGCACUGAAUCGUCACCGGCAGCAUCAACGCUGCCCACUACAGAGAAGACAAACCAGCAAGCAACAGUCAACCUCUCAGAUACCACAGUGGUCAUCAUCGUAUCGGUGAGUCUGGCUCUUCUAGUUUGUGCCUUUAUCCCUCUUGUAUUCUACGGACACUGGAGGAGUAACGCGGAAGGCGAGAGCAGACAUGAAGUAAACAAGGGUGAAGCUGAUUUCUGUGAGGGAAAUGCAGAUGGUUCCUCCACUCAGCUCACAGUGAGGCUGCAGUCUUUAGAACCAGAUCCAGAGUCUUUUGCUCAGGAUGCCUCCCAGUAUGCUGCCAUCUACCAGGCUCUUGAUCCCAAAGCUCUGGACUGAGCAGGGUUUAUUCUGCUUCUGAGCUGACAGCUCAUCUCACUCUUUUCUCUGUAUUUUAAAUCAAAUAAAGGACAAAUGUUUGCUUAUAAUUCUGUGUGAGUGCAUAUCCCCAUACAUUUGAUGCAUCUGUACAUUUGUACCAGAGUUACUUCUCUGUGGUAUGUUGCAGUUGCUUACAAUGAUAAUCAUCGGUGACAUCCCUGCUGUCCUGUACAUUCUCCAGAAUGAGAUUAAGUCUGCUCAAAGUUUGUAACAUAUUGAAUAAGCCUCAGUUCGACAGUUUUUCGCACAGGUGGUGUUCUUCCUGGUGCACACCGGGUCGUCAGCUGGAGCCACCAUUCACUGAUGUUUCACCCCCCUGCCCAGCGCAUCUCCUGGUGAGGGGUUGUCUCCUCGCCACCUCCUGCAGCUGCCCUUGUUGGGGUGUCGACAUCCGGAAAACUGUCCCCUCUCUGUAACCAGUAGCUGGACUUCUCGGCCUUCUCCACCAGGUCUUUGAUGCCCUCUGCAGCUUCGCCACGCCGCACUGAGAUGAUGAACUGCUACUUCCUCCCAAGAAAUUGUAACACUCAGUAUUGAGGGACCGUCUUGGCAGCUGAGAGUUGUUUACGUGAUCUCAAGAGGGAAGGUUGUGACUGGAAGGUCGACGGUUCAACCCCAGGUUUGGCAGGAUUAA
Seriola aureovittata is the source of this 2818-nucleotide messenger RNA. RefSeq names its product CMRF35-like molecule 3. The record is from RefSeq and is a predicted model, not a curated record. The transcript is spliced from 5 exons. The coding region runs from base 1465 to 2142 and encodes 225 amino acids. Lineage: Eukaryota; Metazoa; Chordata; Actinopteri; Carangiformes; Carangidae.